This is a messenger RNA of Trachemys scripta elegans, 4307 nucleotides long. RefSeq names its product Cdk5 and Abl enzyme substrate 1 (gene CABLES1). The record is from RefSeq and is a predicted model, not a curated record. NCBI's taxonomy places the organism in Eukaryota, Metazoa, Chordata, Testudines, Emydidae. Bases 440 to 1999 code for a protein of 519 amino acids. The transcript is spliced from 9 exons. Gene Ontology annotation, biological process: nervous system development; regulation of cell cycle. Gene Ontology annotation, cellular component: cytosol.
CAGACUCCACCUUCCGCCGCCGCCUCUCCCCAGCGCACAGACACAAGGCGGAGGAAAAAACAGAAGGGCUGAAAGGAGGGAGCUGACUUAGAGCCAGCCUCCUCCUCCUCCUCCUCCAGCUGCUGGCUGGGGCUUUUGUUUUCUUCCCAGCUCGCUAUUCCCCACACGUGAUUGCUGUGUUAUGGCAGGGCGAAUGCACCUAUAACGACUGUUAACACUGCCCGAGGAGAGGGGGGGAGAGGUAGGCAAGGCAAAGGCAGCGCGCCAUCCAUGCACACACAGGCAGGGGGAGGGAGGCAGGGAAGCAUGCCAGGCAAGCCACCGCUCCCUCGCCCUGCCUGCUAACCCUUCUCCUCCGCAGCCUGCCCGAAAGCCGCUGCCUCGCCGCUGCGACGGCCCGGGGGAGCGGGAGGAGAAGGGAAGGAGCGAGCCACAGACAAUGGCGGCGGCGGCUGCCACCAGCAGCCCUGGCAGCGCUAGCAGCACGUUGCAGCAGCCGCCGCUGGAGCCCUGCUUGAGGAAGCCGCAGCCGCCGCCGCAGCGCAUGGACCCCCGGCGCAGGCAGGCAGCGCUCUCCUUCCUCACCAACAUCUCGCUGGAUGGCCGGCCGCCGCUGCCGCACGAGGAGAGCGGGGCAGAGCAGAGCGGGGGCGCCGCCAAGGCGGCAGCCGGCAGCGCCAGGACUCGGCACAGCCUGGGCGCCUUCCAGCCCCCCGCCGCGGCAGCGGCUCCGCAGCAGCCGGGGGGCCACUGCGGCAGCGGCCGGCUGUCGAGCCCCCCGGGAGCGGCUGGGGAGCCGCCGGAGGAAGAGGAGGAGGAUGCCUUCGCCAGCGUGCAGGUGCCGGCAGCCGCCUUCCUGGGCUCGGGGACCCCCUCCGGGGGGGCCGGCGGCAGCAGGGGCCGCCUCAACUCCUUCACUCAGGGAAUCCUGCCCGUCUCCUUCUCCAGACCCAUCCCGCAGGGCUACUGCUGCCUGGAGCAGGGCGGCCCCGGCGCCUUGGAGCUGCAGAGAUCCCGUCGUCGGUUGAUCUCCCAGCGCUCUUCUCUGGAGACUUUGGAGGACAUCGAGGAAAAUGCUCCACUACGGAGAUGUCGGACUCUGUCAGGUUCACCCAGACCAAAGAAUUUUAAGAAGAUUCAUUUUAUCAAGAGCAUGCGGCAACACGAUACCAGAAGUGGCAGAGAUAUGAAAUUAGAAGGAGGACGUUGUGUGCCUACUGGAGGAGUGUGUUUAAAAGAGAUAAUUGGUCUUGAAGGCGUGGAACUAGGGGCUGAUGGGAAGACUGUUUCUUACACACAGUUUCUAUUUCCAACCAAUGCCUUGGGAACACGGAGAAACACAAUUGACUCCACCUCCUCCUUCUCCCAAUUUCGCAAUGCAAGCCAUCGUAGCCUUUCCUUGGCAAGAGCUAACAGCACGCAGGGGAGCAUUGACACAGGCAGUGACCUGGGAGACUAUAUUGACUAUGACCCAAAUCUUUUAGAUGAUCCUCAGUGGCCAUGUGGCAAGCACAAGCGGGUUUUAAUAUUCCCUUCAUAUAUGACUACCGUAAUUGACUAUGUGAAGCCAUCAGACCUCAAAAAAGACAUGAAUGAGACCUUCAAGGAGAAGUUCCCUCACAUCAAGUUAACUCUCAGUAAAAUAAGAAGCCUCAAACGAGAGAUGCGCAAACUAGCUCAAGAAGAGUGUGGUUUUGAGGAACCCACUGUGGCCAUGGCCUUUGUCUACUUUGAGAAGCUUGCUCUCAAAGGGAAACUAAACAAGCAGAACAGAAAGCUUUGUGCUGGAGCGUGUGUCCUACUAGCAGCCAAAAUUGGCAGUGACCUCAGAAAACAUGAAGUUAAACAUCUUAUAGAUAAACUGGAAGAGAAGUUCCGACUGAACAGGCGAGAGCUGAUAGCCUUCGAAUUUCCAGUGUUAGUGGCCUUGGAAUUUGCUCUCCAUCUGCCUGAACACGAAGUGAUGCCACAUUAUAGACGUUUGAUCCAGAAUUCCUAGCACAGGCUACCCUUCCAGGAAGGGGUCUUAAGACUUUCUAUUCAGCAUUAUCGAGCUGCAGUUACUACUGGAAAUGCAAAAAUAGGACUCAAUACCAAACUUGUCUCUCUCUCUCUCUCUCUCUCUCUCUUCAAAUACACAAUUUUUCCAGCAGCAUAUUGGGAACACUGCAUGGAAUUUCCUAAGACUCUCAGACUAAAUGAAUUCAUGUAGUGUUUACUACUCAGAGCAGGUGAAGAACUAACUGAUGCCAGAACUGGGGGAAAACAGACUCUUACCACUGGGACCAAAGGAGUAAAAUUAGUUACCCAUAUCAGUCAUGCAAGAACAAAAAUUAAACAGCCUCCAUUCUCAUCUGUCUUACAAUCACUUGUACACUUUGCAAGCUAGUCAAGUGCAUUCUUGUAGUCCUCUGCUACAGACUUGCUCUGACUUACAAAAUGACUUAUUAACGUUGUGGAAAAGCUUUUAAAAAGAUAUCUUCACUGUGUCAAAAAGAGCGUGCCAAUUUAUUUUUGUACCUGCUAUUGGAAGUGCACUUUUUCCUGUGGGGUGCCUGUGUGUGUGACAUUAAUUUGGUUUUGGUCUACGUGGGCUGGUUUGGCUAUUUGAGAGGAUAUCAUUUACUGAUGCUGAAGACCAAGGGGACUUUCCAUGUUUACUUCUUGAAAACAUAACUACUGGUAAAGUAGUAAAUGGGAUCGUUUUUGGACACUUGUUUUUUAUCCCUGAUUUUUCAACAUCUUUUACCUUUCUGAAGAUUACACUACUACUGCAAGAGAUGAAUCAGCAGCUGACCAUAUGUUUUCAGUCUUGUAUAUGGUAAAGAUGAAAGCCUUUAGUUCGUGAUUUACAUGUAAUAGUUUUUAAAUGUCUUGUGUUAAGCCACAUGCAUAUUUUUAACAUUCGCACUUUUCCCACUGUGGAGAUGGUUGGACUUGCACUUUGUAGUGUUGUAUUUCUGUGCUCUAUGUUAGAGUGCAUAAGCAGCACAUUUAUUGUGCUACAUCUUAAACAGUAUUUUAUAAAAUCAAGAGUAGGGCUGAGCAGUAUAAUUGGUGUCUUAAGGCUUUGAGGGGGGAGACGCCUCACGUUGGUAAAUUUUAGUUUUUAAAUAUAAUUGACUGCAAAAUGUAAUCAAUGGCCAUUUAAAUUGUUACGUACGGUCCAGUACCUUUAUAGACAUUGCAGUACUGGAGUUUUAACAGUUUGUUUCCUGCAAUUUAUAUGGUUCUGGCUGGACAACCAGAAAAGCUGGACAGAAUCACUCUAGCUCUCCAGCAUUAUAUAUGCCAUGCUCACAUGCUGAAGGACGUGUAUUAGAGUAAAGAAUUAAAUUAUUUUUAUAUAUCUAUCUAUAACCUACUCCAAUUGCUGAUCCACUUGAUCCCCAUCAUGCCUGAAACAAACUCCAAUAAAAUCAAAUACUUAACCUCUGUGGUGUAUAAAAAUUAAUCUGAAAACAAAUCUCAGCUAGGAAACUCCAACUGCAGCUUUAUCUCUAUACGUUGGAGAGGGUUUGUUCAUGGUAUGGAAAUGACAAAGGAGAGGGACGAACAAAGAUAUAAACACACUAAUCUUUGCUUUCACUUUUAUUUCAAGCAAUUUGAGGGUUUCCUCAGCUAUACCAGGAAUCACCUCAGUCAAAGGUCCUAACAGAAAUGUGAACUCAGUCUUUUUUGUAGCCCUAUCCCUUUAAUCCUAGCGUGGCAACAACAACAGAUGCCUGAAAGAUUGCUCUGUAGAAUGUGGAAAGAUUGUGGAAAGAGAGUUUGGAUGAAUGGGAAUUUUUUUGCUCCUUCUCCAUUUUAAAAGGGUUACUUACAAGUAUCUCAAAACUACAAUUAAACCUCCUCUCUGUAUACUUUUAUUUUUAUAUACUGUAAUUAGAUUCCAAGCUGAUUUGGAGGGAGGGGGAGGAGAGAGAAUGAAAUGGUGCCUCCAAGAUGUGCUCCAGCGUUGCUGAAAUCCCAGCAUUGCUCAUUCACUGGAAAGACAUGGCACUAGGUUCUCCCAUCAGACAUGCUACUGUUCCUUGAUUCUGCCAGCCUGCUCCAUUCUUCUAAGGAGGCAAAGAACUGAAGAAUGCAAAAGGCCUAUGCAGCAUUUAUUUUGUAAUGAUUACAUUUCAGUACCCUGCCUGUUUAGUCAUGUAGCAGAAGACCAGUGUCACAUGCACAAGUUCACAAACCAAAACACAGCUGGCAUGUCUAAAAUUAGUCCUUCUAGCCUUGUCUGUGUCCCUUUAAUUUAAAUCAUGUAUGUAAAUUCCAGCUUUUUUCAUUAAAGAGCUUUGUUGUUAAUAAUG